Gekko japonicus is the source of this 2345-nucleotide messenger RNA. RefSeq names its product synapse associated protein 1 (gene SYAP1). Lineage: Eukaryota; Metazoa; Chordata; Lepidosauria; Squamata; Gekkonidae. The record is from RefSeq and is a predicted model, not a curated record. Gene Ontology annotation, cellular component: synapse; cytoplasm.
UUUCCGGAAACAAAACGUUAGUUUCCCCCACCGGGGCCUGUUUCUGCGACAUCCGUCGAAUCGCCGCAGGGAGCGGCGGGCAGGCGAGGCAGGAGGGGGCGCGGUCGAGGCCGUUAAGAUGUUGCGCGGCUUGAGCGGCUGGUUCGGGAUGAGUCGGGCGACGGAGGAAGAGACGCCGCUUCCCCUUGAAGGGGAAUCCGAAGCUGGCGAGGGAGAAGCCGUGCCCGAGGAGGCGUCGGAGCGGAGCCCGGAGCAGGUGGAUCCGGGCCCGGUUCUCAGCCAGGCCAAGGGACUCGGCAGUUCUCUGCUCAAUUUUGCCACUACUGCCACAAAAAGGAUAUCGGAAUCAGUUGCUGAAACAGCACAAACAAUAAAGAAGUCUGUUGAAGAAGGCAAAAUAGAAAGUAUCAUCGAUAAGACAAUUAUAGGAGAUUUUCAGAAGGAACAGAAAAAAUUUGUUCAACAGCAGCACACCAAAAAAUCAGAAGCAGCUGUGCCUCCCUGGGUAGACAGCAAUGAAGAAGAAACAAUUCAGCAACAAAUACUGGCCUUAUCAGCAGACAGAAGAAACUUUCUGCGUGAUCCACCAGCAGGGGUUCAGUUUAAUUUUGACUUUGAUCAAAUGUAUCCAGUUGCAAUGGUAAUGCUGCAGGAAGAUGAGCUGCAAAAAAUGAGAUUUGAUCUUGUCCCGAAACAUGUAAAGGAAGAGGUAUUCUGGAGGAAUUAUUUCUACCGCGUCUCUCUAAUUAAACAGUCCGCACAACUCACAGCACUGGCUGCACAACAGCAAGCCGUAAGAAAAGAGAAGGGUGGCGGUGAAGAUGGUAGAGAGCUGACAGAAACUGUUCGACCAAAGACACCACCUGUGGCAAUAAAGUCUCAGCUAAAACCUCAUGAGGAAGAAGAGGAGAUUUCUACCAGCCCAGGUGUAUCAGAAUUUGUGAGUGAUGCUUUUGACGCAUGCAGCUUGAAUCGGGAAGAUUUAAGGAAAGAGAUUGAGCAGCUUGUGCUUGACAAAAAAAAAGAGGAAACUACAACAGUGGAAGAAGAAACUGCAGACUGGGAAAAGGAACUGCAACAGGAGCUUCAAGAAUACGAAGUGGUUACAGAAUCAGAAAAGCGAGAUGACAACUGGGACAAAGAAAUAGAGGAAAUGCUUCAGGGAGAAAAUUAACCACUUGGCAUAAAUGCUUACUGAAAACCCACAAGAACUUGUUUUUUUACUUGUUUCAGAGACUUUCUUCAGGCACAAAAUUGCUUUUUGUAAACUAAGGCUCCGGGUGAUAAGUAAUUAGGUGUGAGGACUGUUCUGUGGAAUACACACUCUGCUUUCCAGAGGACUGUAGCAAUUUGGACCUGAGAUUGCCUCCCCGCCCCGCCCUAACCGGAGCUCCAAACACAGUUCGACAAAUCACUUGUGAAAACUGUGGGAAUUACAACACAGGCUUUGAGUGCUUUGAAAAAGGGGAGAUGGGGGGAGGCCCAGAGCAGAUAUAGACAUUGGUUUGUUUGAUGAUUUCUUCAGAUGGACUGACAUGGAUAUUGGUUUAAGUAAAUAUGUUGUGAAUAGUUUAUCUGUGGUGGGGUAAUAAACAGAGAACUUGUAUUUAAUUUCUUUCAUGAAAGUAAUGGCACAUCAUGUUGAUAUUUUGAUUCUUUAUAAAUAACAAUUUAUGAAAAUACUUCUAGCUCUUUCUUAGUACAUGUGAUUAUAGGACACCAUAGUAUAUAGUUGUCAGACUUUUAUUUUCACUUCUUACAAAACCUCACGCUUCAACAUAAAUACUGUAAGGCAACAAGGAUUAUGUAUAAUAUAGAUAAAUGGGAUGUAAACUGACUGGGACAGUUAGGUUAAUGUUCUGUUGAUAAAAUCUCCAGUGACUUAAUUGGGAGAUAUAAUGGUAGACCAUCCAGACAAUCACAAGAAUGGUCAAAAGUUUAUAAAAAGAAAAAUCAGCUGCUGGUGGUGUUGUACUAAAACUAUUUCUUUAAACCAUUUCAACCCAAAACCUCUAAAUUGCCUGUGGCAGCUUCUAAUGGCAAAACUUAAAAAUGGGUUCCAAACCAUAAAACACCUUAUAAGAAAGCUGUAAUAAAAUCAUUUCUUUAUUUAAAUGUUAAGGUGUCCAAUGUACUUUAAGGUAAGCAUCUGCACUUAGGUCCUAUUCAAAUAAUACAGCUUCAAAGGUAGAUGCUAAGUAUUAACAAGAAAUUCAGGCCCAGUUUGUGUGGGUGUGGUUGAGAAGUGCUGUAAUAAAUAUGUUAAGCAUCUCUUUAAAAGAUGAGGAAGACUACUGCACUGCACAUCCUAGGAUGUAGAGAAGAUGGCUGCUGUUCCACAGAUG